Molecule: messenger RNA, 835 nt
Organism: Macrobrachium nipponense
Lineage: Eukaryota; Metazoa; Arthropoda; Malacostraca; Decapoda; Palaemonidae
Product: DNA polymerase alpha catalytic subunit-like
Exons: 5
Coding region: 135-371 (78 amino acids)
Source: RefSeq, a predicted model, not a curated record
UCCCAUAGGAACACGACGGCCUCGAGACGAUCGUCCCUUGAGAUUCGGAUUGUUUUGAUUUGUCACUUAGUUCGCGCGUAAUUCUACUGGCGACUGACCCUUAUUGUGAAAACAUCGGCAAAUACUUGAUAGAUAUGGACUCUAAUGCAGGAAAUGGUCAAACAUCUGAUGAGAGCAUUGCAGCCUCUCGGUCACGACGCACACGUAAAGACAAACAUGGCAGACUGGCUGCUUUAGAAAGAUUGCGAGGUUUGAAAGGCACAAAACACAAAUAUGAGGUCAAUGAUGUGGUGAAUGUAUAUGAAGAGGUAGAUGAACGCGAGUACUCCAAACGUCGUCAAGAUCGACUAGAGGAUGGACUGGAUUAUUGAUGAUGACGGUUCAGGAUAUGUUGAAGAUGGCCGUGAAAUUUUUGAUGAGGAGGAUGCCGACGGGGAUGCUAUUUUCCUUUCUAAAGGCAAAGAUAAAAAAGGGUCUAAGAAAAAAGGUGGAAGCAAGUCCUUAGAAAGCUCAGCAGUGAGACAUGGUGCUGGCAGUAUUAAGAAUAUGCUAAUUAACAUGCCUGCGAAGAGAAAGCAAACAGAGUCUAAUGUGCGACUUGAUGAAGAUGAUUUUUUUGGGUGAUAUAUUACAAGAUUUGGACAACGAACCAACACAUGUCCCAAUACCACAACCAACUUUUCUCAAAAAGAAACCAAAGCCAUCUCCAACAAGCAAGUGGCUGUCAACCCAUUUGCAAGGCCCCAGAUGACAGCCCCUGUUAGAGCAAAGGCUUCCCCAAAGCCUUUAAAAAUUCCUGACCCAGAUAAAGAAAAUGCAGUUAACGGUGUAUCUC